UCUCUUCCGCACCUUCUUCAAACCUUAUCCGCGAUAUGGCCAUUUCCAGUUGCUCAGACUGGCCUUUAGCUCGCAUCAACUCUUGCAGAUCGAAUUCGCACAGAUUAAGUUUCAUCCCGACAUGCAAAAUCCUUUCCUUUCUCUCAAUUUCAUGCUCAAAAUUCCAAAAUUUUCAUGUCAACUCCUCCGGUUGCUCGCCGUCUCCCAUAUUAGAAGAGGCUUCCGGCAGCUUGCCGGUCGUCGAGUUGAACGUAGAGUUUCCAGAUUCCGAACAAUGCACCAUACCCAACAAUCUAAAUGAUCUUUUACGUGGGUUAUUUCGAGAUCCCCAAACUGAGGAACUCGCUUACGAAUACUAUGAAAAAGUGAAACAACGGCCAGAAUUUAGACCGGACAAAUCGACGUUAAAGCAUGUAAUCAGGUAUUUGUUAGGUUCGAAGAAAUGGGAUGCGAUUUUACCACUUUGUAAAGAUUUUAAGAAUUAUGAUGUGUUCCCUGACGGUUCCACUUGUUCUAAAUUGGUUAGCAGUUGCAUUAGAGCUAGAAAAUUCAAAAUUGCUGAGGCUUUGCUUGAAGUUUUUAAAUCUAAUAGGGAAAUCAGUAUGCUGAGCUUUGGAUCUGCAAUGAGAGGCUAUAACAAGCUUCACAUGUAUAGAAGCACGAUUGUAGCAUUUAGGAAAAUGAAAUCUGCUGGAGUUGUUCCGAAUUCCGAAUGUUAUUCCCAUAUCAUGGAUGCUUAUAGCAAAAUGGGUGAUUGUGAGAAAUUGGUUCAACUGUUUAGUGAGCUUAAAAGGAGACAUGAACUAGAUUUGUAUUCAUCACCCUUUUGCACUCGGAUAUAUGGGAUUCUUUGCGAGUCACUAGCCAAAUCAGGGAGAGCUUUUGAAGCUGUUGAAUACUUGAGAGAAAUGACAGAGAAAGGGAUAUCCAAGGAUUCUUGGCUUUACUCUUCUUUGAUAUGUUGUUUGGCAAGCAUGCGACAAGUAAAGGUGGCGGAAGAGAUGUACGAAGAAGCAAAAAGGAAAAAGAUGGUGAUGAGAGAUCCUGGGGUGUACUUAAAGCUUGUGUUGAUGUACGUGGAAGAAGGGCUUGUGGAGAAGACUCUUGAGAUUGUUGAAGCGAUGAAAGGGUCAAGACUUAGGAUAUCUGACUGCAUAUUCUGUGCAAUUGUGAAUGGGUUCGCGAAGAAGAGAGGGUUUCUGGCUUCAGUUAAGGUGUAUGAAGAGCUAGUAUUGCAGGGAUGUGAAGCAGGGCAAGUUACGUACUCAUCGAUCAUAAACGCCUACAGUAAUCUGGGGCUAUAUGGGAAAGCAGAGACGGUAUUUUCAGAGAUGAAAGAAAAGGGGUUUGAUAGAUGUGUGGUGGCGUAUUCGAGCAUUAUUGUCAUGUAUGGGAAAACGGGGAGGACUAGAGAUGCAAUGAGGGUAUUGGCGAAGAUGAAAGAAAGAGGGUGUGAACCGAAUGUAUGGAUUUACAACUCAUUGAUGGAAAUGCAUGGCAGGACCAAGAAUAUAAGGCAGGUUGACAAGUUAUGGAAGGAAAUGAAGAGAAGAAAGGUUGCUCCUGAUAAGGUUAGUUACACUAGUGUUAUUAGUGCUUAUAGUAAGGCGGGGGAGCUGGAGACGUGUCUGAGGUACUACAAUGAGUUUAGGAUCAAUGGGGGUGUAAUUGACAGGGCCAUGGCCGGAAUAAUGGUCGGAGUUUUCUCCCGGAGUAGUCGGAUCGAUGAGUUGGUGAAGCUUUUGGGGGAUUUGAAAUCUGAAGGAACGCGAUUAGAUGGGAGGCUUUAUCAUUCAGCUUUAGAUGCCUUUAGGGAUGCUGGUUUGCAAGGGCAAGCCCGGUGGCUGCUGGAGGGCUUUGCCACCAUGUACUUGAAUUCAGGCACAUCACCUAAAUAACCAAUUUCUUCUUCUUCAUUCUUAAUUAAUGUAUCAUAAUAUAUAUAUA
Molecule: messenger RNA, 1947 nt
Organism: Alnus glutinosa
Lineage: Eukaryota; Viridiplantae; Streptophyta; Magnoliopsida; Fagales; Betulaceae
Product: pentatricopeptide repeat-containing protein At5g13770, chloroplastic
Exons: 1
Coding region: 36-1898 (620 amino acids)
Molecular function (GO): protein binding
Source: RefSeq, a predicted model, not a curated record